Molecule: messenger RNA, 10665 nt
Organism: Vespa crabro (European hornet)
Lineage: Eukaryota; Metazoa; Arthropoda; Insecta; Hymenoptera; Vespidae
Product: mucin-5AC-like
Exons: 20
Coding region: 1981-7692 (1903 amino acids)
Biological process (GO): regulation of transcription by RNA polymerase II
Cellular component (GO): nucleus
Molecular function (GO): zinc ion binding; RNA polymerase II cis-regulatory region sequence-specific DNA binding; DNA-binding transcription factor activity, RNA polymerase II-specific
Source: RefSeq, a predicted model, not a curated record
GGAUGUGCUGGUGGUGGUGGUGGUGGUGGUGGUGGUGGAGGUGGUAGUGGUCGCGGUGGUGAUGCCGAUGCUGGUGGUGGUAGAGUUUGUGUGACCGACCGAGCGCACGACGGCCGGUAAUAACGAGCGUCAAACGAGAGAGAGAGAAAAAGAGAGAGAGAGAGAGAGAGAGAAAGAGAGAAAAAGAGAGAGAGAGAUAGAGAAAAGCAAGCUUGGCCUGAGAUCGAAAAGGAGAAGGAGAAGAAGAAGGAGUAGGAGGUCGGUGGAAAUCCUUCGCGAACGAGUUUACGCGUGUCACCACCGCGAUGCACGAGUUCACGCGUGGCACUACGCGGUGGUCGCGCGCUCGCGUUCGACGAGCGCGUCGACUGCGACUCUUCUCCGCCUCCACCGCCACCUCCACCUCCACCUUCGAGCGCCUCCUACUCUCGCCGAUUCUCCUCUCUCUUUCUCGUGUUCUCUCUACCCCUAGUGAGAUAUUGAUUUCCCUUAGCUGACUCCCACGAGGGCAGGCGGCAGGCGACCAGGUACUGCUACCUCCGCGACUAGAUCGAAGAUCUUACGAGAUGAGAAAGAAAUCGUAUGCAUACAUCGUGCGUACGAUUAGUUUAUCGAGAUCAAUCGAUGACUUUCUCUUUUUUCCUUUUUAUCCUUCUCUGUGUGUGUCAUAGUCGACGUUUUCAACGACGUUUUCAUGUAACCACGUGUCGCUCGCGUGUACUACUACACUACUACUACUAUUACUACCACUAUUUGACAUUUCAUACUCGUCUUUCUACCACGCGAUCGAAAGAUCAUAUCUCGAAGAUGGAUUUUAUAAUUUUGCCUAUCGAAUAUAAAUUCGGCUGGUGUUAUCAUUUCAAUUUUCAGGUUAAUCGAAAAACCACCGGCUCGCUUAUAUCGCGAUUGACGUAUCAGUUUUGUUGAAAAGUUUAAAUCAAAUGGAGGGAGAGCGUGCGAACUUUCUUUUUAUUUGGUAUCGACACGGUUUGCUUCGAAUCGAUCGAUCGACAAAUUAAUUCCGAUGGGUGAAUAUAUUCAUGUUUCGCGUCUUUUGUACCUACCCUUUUACGCAUUUUAUAUCCCGCGCCGAGAAUAAAUUGGACUCGCGAAUGUAACAUUUUAUUGUAUGUAUAUACGUAGAUACAUCGAAGAAUUAUUCGAUUUCCUUCGGAAGAGCAACAGCAUAUUCCUUCGAACUUUUGCCUUUCUCGAAUACGCGUAUAUACGUGUGUUCGCUCACAUAAAUAUCCAAGAACGGUCCGAAACCGUACGCAUCUUGAGAAAGUUUUGCGAAGUGCGCCACCAUGUUGGUUCCUGCGCGUUGCUCGUCGCCAAAGUCCUCGGCGACUUGAAACUUUUUUAUUUACCGCGUUCGUACUCGUUGGUACACACAGAGAAGCGGACAAAAGAGAAAGUGGGGGUAACCCCUUCUAUCCCCUCCUAUUUCUCUCUCUUUCUCUUUGGCUCUCGCUCUCUUCGGAAAGUCGAGAUAGCGUAUAGGUAUCUGUCAUCCCUACCACCACCGGUUUGCUACACGGACUCGUGCCGCCUGCCGCUUUCGAGCAAAGUUUUCGCGAGAUCCUGGAAACUGCGGGAGAUGCCACGGUUGUAGAGGGAGUACGCUCGAAGGAGGGUAGAAGGAAGGAACGUUUGCUGGUAGUCUGUGUACUCAUUCUCACGACGUUCCCUUUUCAGCGGAUUCUAACCUACUAACGACGGAGUUUGCUCCGUCGGUAACACCGGUACGCGUGCCGCCGACGUAAACGUGUCGCGUGCCCACCGGUGACACGCACAGUGGGAUGAGUGAGCUGGCGCGCCGCGCGAGAAAUGAUAGUCGUGAUAUGACUCGCGAUCGUAUCGAUCGUACUACGAGCGAUAAGAAACGCGAGCGAAUGUGAUAAACGAUUUUUAACGCGAACCUCGUCGGCUUUUUUUACGAGCUCGUUAACAACAUCGUUGAGGUAUGAAUGAACAAAGAUGGCGUCGAAGAAGACUAGAAAGAACCAUUCGAUACAACAUCUUCUCGAAUUGCCAUCCAGUAGAGAGACAAAACCAUCGCAAUUUUCAACGAAAGAACCAACUCGGUCAUUGCCGAUUUCUACUCCCCGCCAGGUGCCAAUCACCGUCUUGCAUCCCACACCGAAAAAGUUGUACUUGAGCAAAACACGACAGAGUGGACUUUUGGAAGAUCCACAACAAUCUAUCUCGCGAGCAGCUUGUUUAAAUCCACGCCAACAAGAGUCGUCCCUUGCAAGGCGGGACUAUCCCCGCCAAAUCAUGAACAAGGUGGACGAUCGUGUAAGAUCGCCAAAUACGUUACGAUGUGUGACAGCUACCACGUCGCUCUCUAUUUCGCCAUUAAGUCCUGAAGAACCUGUCACGCUGGUGGAACUGACCAGCGUCCCAGGCGGGCAGAAUGCGAUGGCACAUCUCAAAAAGCGGAAGCUGGAAGCAGAGUCGAUUAGUUCGAAUCUUAAACAACCGCAACAGCAACAGCAGCAGCAACAACAAUUGCAGCAACAGCCAUUACUGACAAACAAAAAGGGUUCUCAAACUAGCGUUCCGAAAGAAAUGGAGGUAACUGACGCGGCUGCUAAAAGAAGAAGAAAAAGUGUUCGUGAUGAUGAAAUACGCAAGUCGGUCGAUGCCGUUGAUCCAAAUAAAAAUAUAUCUUUACCCCAAAAAAAACGAGCUUUCGCUUCCGGAAAUUCGGGAAGUCCAGCUAGAAAAUCUAGUAAGCAUUGUGAGGAACCCGAAGACGAUGAAACUCUUAUAAGAGAAACGGAAGCAGCUUUAAAGAGUUUGUCUGGAAGUUGGCCUGGCCCGAGAGGAUCCUUAUAUCAGAGAGGAAAUUCGGAGGAAGACAGGUACGAGUCUAAUUUCGAAAAUCUUUUCGAAGAGAAGAAAGAAAAUCCAAAAUUAUCGCCUUCGUCAUUGUCUACCUCGUCAACGACCAGCACUGACGCUGGAUGUUCGUUAAAAGACGUGAUAACGUUUCGUGGUCAACAUGAUCGAAAUGGUAGAUCACAACAACCGAUGAAACAAGAACUUAUGAAGCAACAACAUCCUAUAAAAGGCAAGAAAGAAUUUGACAAUUUGAUCAAAAUUGAAAACGAAUGCGCAAAUAUUCAAUGUCAAGUAAACAAUACGUGUCAAAAUGAAUCCGGUAAGAUCCGACCGGUGCCUGUACGAUCUUUAGCCGGUAAAGACAGGAGCGAAAGAAAUCUUGUGGGUACUCACGUCGAUCCCCAAGGUCGUCAAGUAGACAAUAAAUAUUCCAGAUACGAACCACCAGAUUUUAACGAAUUAGUCGACGAUUCGUCGAAUGAACUAGAAAUCGACAUGUCAGAUCCUACCCCUGAUAAAGAUGAUACCACGGGAGAUAGAACAAACGAUCGUGACAGAGAUAGGAUGUGUAAAAAUGCACAAUCCCCUUCCAUUAUUGGAAGACAACAACAAUCGCAUCAUCAUCAACACUACGCGGGAUAUCAAAGGCAAUACCAUGAAAAUAACAUGAAGAUCUCCCCUACAGCAACGUCCUCUAGUUCUCCAGUACCAACGAAUUCUCCAUUCUCGGCAACUUCUGCAUUCAGGCCUCCUAACAAUGAUCAUUCAAAAAAUACCUGUCGAAAUACACCAACGGUACCAGUUGGUGCAACUCCUAUACCACCUAUUGGUCCAUAUCCAGCUUCAGCUACAUUCGUAGGCUAUCCAGCACCAGGCCCUGGUCCAACAAUGCCCACUCCUCAACCUGUCCCUGGUUUAUCACCAACGGAGGACAAACACUCACCGACCGUUUCUUUGUUGCAAUUAAAGUCAUCGAAGGAGGAAUCGCAUCAUGUGUCGGUACACGAUCCUACAUCAAACACGGUACCGAGCAGUAAAAGUCCAACAGGCCUUCCCUCAGUGACAAGUCCAGAUUCGUCGAAACAAUAUACAAUUCUUCAACCCGCGGGAGUAGGUUCUAGAGCUGCCAGUGCUAUUCAAGAUAUUACUAGAGAAGGAGUAGUCAGUGUCGCUGCAGUUAGCAAUUGUAACACCGGAAGCAGCAGUACGAAUAACAGUAGUAAUAAUAAUAGCAACGGAACUAAUUGUAAUCGUAAUGUUACCAACAAGAAUACGAGUAAUAACAAUGUGAAUAAUAAUAGUAACAAUAGUGGAACUAAUGGAAAUUCGAACAGUAAUGUAACCAGUAUUUCGAUCACUGCUGUUUCUACCAGUACCACCUCUAGUUCCACAACUACUGUUGAUGGUUCAUCUGGAAGUGGAACGGGACAACAAGAAAAUAUGAUGAAAAUGCCAGAAAGACCUAAUACAUUCGACGCUAGCAGACCAGGAAUGUCCAUGUCUCCGUCCAGUCUCAGUAGAGAAGGCAACAAGUGUCCAACCCCAGGUUGCACGGGGCAGGGUCACGUGACCGGACUCUAUUCCCAUCACCGCAGUCUUUCUGGUUGUCCACGAAAGGAUAAACUAACGCCUGAAAUUCUAGCGAUGCAUGAGACUAUUUUGAAAUGCCCGACGCCUGGUUGCAACGGCCGUGGUCAUGUCAGCUCUAAUAGGAACACGCAUAGAAGCCUCUCCGGGUGUCCCAUAGCUGCGGCAAAUAAGCAGGCCGCACGCGAAGCACGACACAAGGCACAAGUGUCAGGAAUACCUCCAGAAUAUAUCAGCACAAAUCUACUGCCACCAUCAAUGGACAGCAAAUCCUAUUCGCAGUACUCGUCAGCGGGUCAAGAUACAAAGCCAGUGAUAAGUUCCUUGACUUACGACUAUUAUGCUUCGACGAAAAGCACAGGGAUAAAUGUGAAGCCUCCGAAAACAUCAGAGGAAAGUCCACCUUCUCGCCCAAGCAAGAUAGUUCCUAAGACCGAGAACAUGACUGCCAGUGGUAGUUGCUGCAAUCCUUUACCAAGUAGAGGUCAAAAUACAUCAGACCUGUUGGUACCUAAAACGGAAGAUACUGUAUCAUGCCGUGUGAAUUCGCCACCACCUCCUCCACCACCAACAGUUCGACCUACAUAUGACUCUUAUAUGAAUCAAGACUCAAAUUCCUCUUCAUUGUCAUCAAUGGAUGCAAUGGGCUCAAGAGGUACUAUAGGAGGAAGUAUACAUCAUCCUAAUCAACAUCCAACACAUCAUGUUUUGCCGAUGCAACCGACCGUCGCUUAUCCCAUGCCAAUGGUCGAAGAUACAAGAAUGAGCCAUCAAAUGUCACAAAGAUCACCAUACGAGUCUUCAGCAAUGAUGGCUGCUGCUGCUGCCGCAGCAGCAGCUGCCACUACUAGUGAAGAACUUUAUCAUCACAGAUCUGCCGAACAUGCGAGAGCAUAUAUACAUCCAGGAGCAACCAAUAUCGCACGACCUGUAGUUACUUAUUCGAAUGAGAUCGCCGCUGCGAGAGGUUACGAAAAUGCAAUAGCCAACGCUGCUAAUCAUCGACCGUACGAUCCAGGUACUACGUCAGCAUACGAAAGAUACGAUGCACAAACUUGUGCCCCAAUUCAAGCUCAACAGCAGCAGCAACAACAACAACAGCAACAGCAGCAGCAACAACAACAACAGCAACAACAACAGCAGCUGCAUUCAAGAUCGAAUAUGUAUUAUUUGGGGCAGACCGGCAUGACGCCCGAGGAACAGGAACGCGUUUAUCAUCAGGAAGCUGCAGCCGCCGCACAACAACAUCAAAUGGUUAUGGCUGCAGCUACGGCAGCAGGCAUGAUGAAAACAGAGGAUGUAAAAUGCGUGACAGUAGCACAAGUUCAACAAAUGCAAAAGCCGGGUGGUCCGCCAACAUCUCCAGGUGGUUCAGUGAUGGAUCUAUCCACGUCAAGUGUUACUUCGACCAGUCCACAGGCUCCUCCUUAUGGAUCGAGCAGCCUCAGUCCGCAAUAUGGAGGAGGUCAAACUGUCGGAGGCAGCCCGCAAGCUGCUGCGAGUCCUCACUUGACUGCCAGUCCUCAAGUCCCUAGUCCUCAAGGCCAAACAUUGGACCUUAGCGUGAAUAGACUCCAUAGUGGUGCACCAAGUCCUCAAUACUCCACGGGUCAUGGAGAAGCCGUAGCGGUUCCAGUAGGUCCAGGCUUUCCGGCACCACGACCAAUCGAGGAACAAACCGAACCCGUGGAUUUCUCUACGGCGAACGAACCAGUCAACUUCAGUGGGGGUCCAGGAAUCAGGCCUGUCCCAGGAUUCCCACCACCCGGUGUGCACGUUGCUGCAUAUAGUCGUGAAAGCACUCCCGACAGUGGAGGUUCCCACUAUAUGGACGCUUACCGAGAUCCUACUGGAUAUGGACCUAUGAGCCCACAUCCAGGUUACGGUAUGGCUGGUGUACAGCCAGAAUAUCCUGGAAACACUUAUACUCCCUACCCCACCGCUGGUUAUAAUUGUGGUGGAACUUAUCCUGCAGGUCCAGUAACUUCUGGAUACCAAAUUCCAGCAGGUUAUACCCCAGCACCGUGUUACAGUAUGCCGCCGCCACAACAUACCGUCGGACCUCUCGAUAAACCAUCUGGUAAAGAUGACAGUAUGAAUAUAAGGAGGCACACGUUGAAUUUUGCACCUCGGCCCGCCCCUCGUGGCCGCGACGGCAAGGAGCUGAUACAGUGCCCCACGUCGUCCUGUGAUGGCAUGGGUCAUGUCUCGGGGAACUACGCUACCCACAGAAGCCUCUCUGGUUGUCCGCGAGCCGAUCGUUCUCAAAUUCAAGCGCAUUCUCAAGAGUUAAAAUGCCCCACGCCAGGAUGUGACGGAUCUGGACACGUCACAGGAAACUAUUCGUCUCACAGAAGUUUGUCUGGUUGUCCACGAGCUAAUAAACCGAAAAGCAAACCUAGGGAUGGACAGGAUUCUGAACCAUUGAGAUGUCCUAUCCCAGGUUGCGACGGAUCUGGCCAUGCUACUGGCAAAUUCUUGUCACAUCGCAGUGCAUCUGGAUGUCCAAUUGCAAAUAGAAACAAAAUGCGUGUGUUGGAGUCUGGUGGAACAGUCGAACAACACAAAGCAGCAAUUGCAGCGACGACAGCGAUGAAAUUUGAAGGUGUCAAUUGUCCUACUCCCGGCUGCGAUGGUAUCGGUCACAUAAAUGGCUCUUUCUCCACGCAUAGAUCUCUCUCUGGUUGUCCUAUAGCCGGACAUGCUGUCAAGAAGCCGAAGUUCGAGGAUAUGUCCAGCAUGUACAGCAAAGGAAUCCCCGGGGUGGACGCCGGUGGUCCGGCUCACGGGGGUGCGGUGGGCGCGGGUCAGGGUAACACGAGCGGUGGUGGGUCCACGAGUGCCCAGGGCGAGGACCUCUAUACACUGGAGGCUGAAAUCACAGAACUCCAAAGGGAGAACGCUCGAGUUGAGUCGCAAGUACUGCGCCUGCGUUCCGACAUCACCGCCAUGGAGAAUCAAUUAAAGCAGGGCGAGAAGGAAACAACGGCGAUAGCUACACGAAACAAUAACCUGACGGAGUACUAUCAGUCGUUACGCGAUAACAUGAUAACGUUGCUGGAACACGUACGAAUACCCAACGCCCCAGGUGGACCGCAAGAGAAAAUGGGCCAUGAGAAUUUUGAUAGUUAUUUGACAAAACUGCAAACUCUGUGCACCGCCGACGGCUAUUGUGCCGACGAAACCAAUCGACCGAUCUACGAAACAGUGAAAACUGCUCUACAAGAUUUCACGGUCCUGCCGACACCCAUCUGAGACCAUCCCUAAAGUUCAACGAUCGAGUACAGUGUCACUCGAACGUCUUUGAUAAAGUGAUUAACGAUAAUGCUCAAUCAAUUUUACCCAUCUAUAGGUAAAAUUCGUGUACACUAUAAAGAGGAACUUCGCAUUAUCGACCAACCUGGGAAUUAUCUUAAAAUUAAUUAAAGGAUUAAAAAAUUCUUUCUCUUACACAUAAUGAUUCGAGUCAGGUAAACAAAUUCGUUCAAAAUCGUUCGAGAAUAUUUGAAAAAAUAAUAAACAAUUUCAUUAAACAUCUCGAUCGUAUUCAAUGAAACAUGUCAGGUGUCAAAACAAAUUGAUUAUAAAGACUAAGGAUGUCUAAUUUCGCAUACAGCGAUAUCUUUUGUACAUACGAAAAUUAGUGUCGCGUAAUUCUUAAAAUCAUCGAUGAUAAUUACUUUAGCACUUUGUAAAUACACGAAAGAAAAAACAUUUAUAUUAUUCAAUAUGUUGUGGUUACCUCUUUAAGGCAUGUAAAAAAGGGACUAGCUUAGAUGUAUAUCAGAUCUCAUUAAUAUUACUAUUGUAUAACUGUUAUUACAUAAUUAAUUAGCAUUAAAAUUAUCACAGGAGCCAAUAUAUACAAGAUGCCGCUAACGCUGCUUCAGAUAAGUCAAAGACUACUUAUAAAUGAUUAUUAUUGGCGACUAACUUAUUGCUAAUUAAUAUUAUUAAUAUUAUAGUCAUCGUUAUUACCACCAAAAACAUUUCUAGUGCUACUCCAAUCGUCAUUAUUGCAACUACUACUCUUGCUACUGUCGAUAGUAUAUCACUACGAAUAUACCAAAAAAUACAUUUAUAAUGUCUACGACUUUACGAGAGGAGGAAUUGCAAAAGAGAAAAUUCAUGUCCAUAUGCUGUACAUAAUUACAGAGUAAUACGGUUAUUAUAAGGACGUUCUUCAAGAAUCGCUAAAGCGAGAAAGAUACGAACAACGACAAGUUGAGAAAAAUGCGAGAUCUGUUAUGGUCCAUACGUAGCCAACGUGAUUAGACGGAUGUCAAUCUUAAACAAGGUGUAUUAUCGAAUUUAUAAAAUAUAUGAGCGAUUCAAAAAUACACAAGGUUCUAAAAACGCCGAUUGGCCAUCGAUUGCAUUAGAUUAAAAUGUGAUUUGAUCCAACUAGAUCGUUCAUACGUGCAAUAAUUUUAGGAUGCAUCGCAUUCGAAUUUUCUCCAUAAAAAUCAACUGUGUACCAUCGCGGUGAUAUACAUAUAUAUUGGCAUAGAUUGUUAAUGUUCAGUUAAUUUGUUCACGUUCUUCUUUGUUAUUAUACAUUCAUGUUCGUUUUAUUGCUAAAAACGCAAAGAGCAUCUGUAAAUAUUGAGAAUUCACGAGCAACGGUAGGUGACAAAAUCUUCGAUCCCUCCUUUGACAUCAGCUACAAACAUAAAAAGUUUCAAAGUUCGAAUUCUUAACUAUUUGUCGAUAGUAUAUCGAAGAUACGAAUAGACAUCGGAAGAAUAUAUUUAAACUAAAGGAUAUUUAAAAAGAGGAUAAGAAUAAAUGAAAAUAGAUAUGUGAGCAAAAAUUUGUUGGUUUUUCGUUAUCGUUAAUAUUAUAAUUUUAUCAUCAUAGUCGACCUGCUUUUAGCUCACCGUAAAAAGAAAUGGAAAAGCAUAAAAAUAAAUAAUUAGAAAAAAAUCCUCCUAUGAAAAAUGUUACCUACUGUUACCUCUCGUCUUUGCGUUGUCAGAAUAUAACGAUUUUAUGAUUGUAUCUAUAAUAAUUAUUAUUAUUAUUAACUCUUUGUCAUUGUCAUUAAGAUUAUCAUCUCAUUAUUACUGUCGUUACGUUCUCUUCAUUAUUACGAUUACUAUUGUUGCCGUUGAUGAAGUUCUACUGAUAUAUUAAUUCAAUAACAUGCUUUAAGUAAGUAUAAAUGUUACUCCGAUUGAAUAAAGGGUAUUUAUCGAUGAAUUAUCUGCGUAUGCAUUCACGAUUCUAUUUUGGAAAUAGCGAGCGAUACUUAUUCGUUAUAAACUACAUGAAUAUAGGUUGAUUGUACUUUCUAUUAUUAAAUACCAAAAUGUUCUUGAUGGUAACAAUUAAUAUAAAUCAGGAUGCGAUGCAAAUAAGGGUAAUCGAAAUACCAACAACCAUAUAUAUAAAAGUUUACUCUUUUUAUUUAUAUUUCCGUUAUAAAAAAAGGCUUUAUCUUACAGAGAUGAUGAAGUGAUACUCAACACACGUGAUGUUUUUACAACUGUCACAAAUAAUAAGCGUGCGAAUAAUUUUUACUUAUCUGCUUCCAAUAAUGGGAUCAAAAAAAUCUAAAAUCGCAUAAAAGAUCUUAAAAAACGUUUCAUCAUUCAAACGAAUAGGAACAUUAUUACUAGAUUUAUGAAUCGUCUUCUUAACGCAAAACUAAAAAGUCAAAUUUUAAGUUUCACUACCAUAGACAAAUAUACAAUAUUUGAAAGUAUAUAAAACCGAGUGUGUUGUGAAUGUGAUCAGUAUCAAAAAGUUUAUAAAAUUAUUCGCGCUGCAGUCUAUUAAUUCUUUUCAAUUAAAAUAAUGAAUAUAAGCAGCAUCGUUAAUCAACGUUCUUCAUUCUUAGGAACAAAGCAACAUGGAUCUUCGAACGAAAUGAAAUAAUUUAUAAUUACUGGUCUCACACACAUAUGCAUAAAUUUCGAGUUAAGAGAGACGACCAUGACGUUUCAUUUCCUGCAAUGUACAUUGCACAUUUAUGAUAAUAUAUAUAUAUAUAUAUAUAUAUAUAUAUAUAUAUAUAUAUAUAUAUAUAUAUAUAUUAAUACUUAACUAUAUACAACGAUAUAACUAGAAACAAAUUCCGACAUACUAAUUUCAUAGAAUCAUUCGUAGAUAUUCAGGCGUAAUUCAUAAUUAUCACAAAUUGGCAGUUGUAUUGUGAACAAAUAGUUAGAAUUUCUCCAGUCGUAUAAUCUCCAUUGUUUAUUUAAAUCACUCUUUAAAAGAAAA